Carassius carassius (crucian carp) is the source of this 2954-nucleotide messenger RNA. RefSeq names its product dual specificity calcium/calmodulin-dependent 3',5'-cyclic nucleotide phosphodiesterase 1A-like. Gene Ontology annotation, molecular function: 3',5'-cyclic-nucleotide phosphodiesterase activity. The transcript has 16 exons. The record is from RefSeq and is a predicted model, not a curated record. Bases 466 to 2316 code for a protein of 616 amino acids. NCBI's taxonomy places the organism in Eukaryota, Metazoa, Chordata, Actinopteri, Cypriniformes, Cyprinidae. Gene Ontology annotation, biological process: signal transduction.
CAGCCCUUUUGUAUUUCACAAACAAUCAUGAAAUUUUUUUAUUAGCACGCUGCUUCUUGCAGCUGCGCUGGAAUGAGGGGAUUAGAAUGCGUUGAAACUAGGCUGCCAGGCGCGAGACGGGCGCGGGACGAUAGCGCGCAGGUUAAUUUCAUUAAAACGCCAGCCCGGGACCAGGAGAUGCUGCCGAGGGAGCUUAUCGCUCAGCUGGUUAACGGGAGGGAAGGCACGCUAAAGUACGAGGGCUUUGCGAUGGCUUCUUCUGUCGGGGGAAGACAGGUAAAUCUCGGCCGGGUGGUGGUGAUGAUGAUGAUGAUGCUGGAGAGGAUGUGAGGAGAACAUUCUCUCUCCUUCUCCCUGGUGUUGAAGAGGAGGGGGAAAGCGCUGCUCUGCCUGCGCCGUUCUGUCUCCAGCCAGCGGAUUCCAUUGACACAGAUCACUCCACACGCUCGCGCGUUUGUGCAAACCAUGGAUGCUCUUUCCAACGACACGGACGGACUGGAGAACUCCUUGAAGUACUCCAAGUGUGACCAGACGGAGAAGAUGUGGAUUAGGCUGAAAGGAAUGCAGAAGUACAAAAGCACAUCUCAAAGAUUGAGAUGUCUGGUGAAGCAGCUGGAUAAGGGGGAGGUGAAUGUCGUAGAUCUGAGAAAAAACAUUGAAUAUGCCGCAUCGGUUCUGGAAGCAGUGUACAUUGACGAAACUAGGCGGCUUCUGGACACAGAGGAUGAGCUCAGUGAUAUCCAGGCAGACUCUGUGCCCAUGGAGGUGCGAGAUUGGCUGGCCUCCACCUUCACCAGGAAGAUGGGAGUGGUGUGCAGACGGCCGGAAGAAAAGCCCCGGUUCCGCAGCAUCGUUCACGCCGUUCAGGCUGGGAUCUUUGUUGAACGAAUGUACAGAAGAACAUCCAACAUGGCAGGGUUGACCUAUCCACCAUCUGUAAUUACAGCUCUUAAGGAUGUUGAUAAAUGGUCAUUUGACGUCUUCACACUUCAAGAAGCGAGUAAUGAACACGCUCUGAAGUUCCUGGUGUAUGAACUGCUCACCAGAUAUGACCUGAUCAGCCGCUUUAGGAUACCAGUGUCCUCCUUGGUGUUAUUUGUUGAAGCUCUGGAAAUAGGCUACAGCAAGCACCGAAACCCUUACCACAAUCUGAUCCACGCUGCCGAUGUCACGCAGACAGCACACUAUCUGAUGCUUCACACUGGCAUUAUGCACUGGCUCACUGAACUGGAAAUAUUGGCCAUGGUGUUUGCUGCUGCUAUCCACGACUUUGAACACACUGGAACCACCAAUAACUUCCACAUCCAGACCAGAUCAGAAGUGGCCAUCCUGUACAAUGAUCGCUCGGUUCUGGAAAACCACCACGUGAGCGCAGCCUACAGACUCAUGCAAGAAGAUGAGAUGAACAUACUGGUCAACCUCCCGAAGGACGACUGGAGGGAGCUGCGUACGCUGGUGAUCGAGAUGGUCAUGAGCACAGAUAUGUCCUGCCAUUUCCAGCAGAUCAAGACGAUGAGGAACACGCUGCAGCAGCCGGAGGGAAUAGACAAGGCGAAAGUGCUGUCCCUGAUGCUGCACGCGGCUGAUAUCAGCCAUCCCGCUAAGGGCUGGAAACUGCACUACCGCUGGACACAAGCCCUCAUGGAGGAGUUCUUCAGACAGGGUGACAAGGAGGCAGAACUAGGGCUGCCAUUCUCUCCACUGUGUGACCGGAAAGCCACCAUGAUUGCCCAGUCUCAGAUAGGGUUCAUCGAUUUCAUCGUCGAGCCCACGUUCUCUGUUCUUGUCGACACCACAGAGAAGAUCAUUAGUCCUCUCAUAGAGGAAGCUGUAAAAUCGGGGGGUGUCCGCAGGUCAAGUUUGACGGGCCGGGGCUCGGCCGCGGUGGUGGAGUCAGUACAGAGACACAGCGGUCGGGGUUCGAAUGAUGAGCAGGGAGGCACUACAGAUUACUCACUGAGCAGCCUCGACCUGAAACGAGUCCGACACCUGCUCUGUGAGAUCAUCCAGAACAACAAGGAGCGCUGGAAAGAGCUGUCUGUUCAAGAGUUUGCCAACAAACAACACGAGAGAAUGUCAGACCUGGAAGAGGAGCCCAUGAGAAACACACAAGUCACAUUGUCCCGCAGCAGUCCAGCCAGAGGGAGUCACGACUCGGAGUCAAAGUCCCUGAACGAACUGAACAAUACAGACUCCACUCACUCUUCCCAGGACUCUCUGGAACAGAGUUCCCAGUCCCCAGCGGAGGGGCCGAGCGACAGGUCACCAGAGGACCACAGCUCAGAAACUCUGCCUUGGAACGGCAAAAGCGCCUGACAUCCCACGGACGCUGCCAAGCCUGAAUGUUUUUAAUCAGAAACAGGAUGAUGUACAUAGCAUUGUCCUCAUUGUAUUGUAAUGCUAUUAUACAGUCGGGCUCGGAGGGCUCAUUGUACAGACGGAUGCGCAGAAUGUCCCCGCAGCGCAUCGUAGAGACGGUAGUGUGCAGUGUUGUCAUUGAGACUGUGUUAUUGCUGGAGACAGACCUCUAUGGUCCCCUUGAGGAAGAUUUAGCAAGUCCCUGAAAUGCAACGCUACCUAUUUGCUUCCUGGGCUUUAUUCCUGUUGGGUCAAAUCUCUUUUCUAUUUUUUUUUUUGUUUUGUAUUGUAGACUGUCAUUAUUUAUUAAAGAUUAUGCAGCUACACUUUGCACCAUAAUUAGUUUCAGUAUUUUAUUCUCGAUACGGUCAUGCUUACCGGCUCUCAGCGGCACAUUAGGACAGAAAGGCUGGAAAAUUUUACUUCUUUCUGGCAUGAUAUGUCUCUGUAGACUUUUGAAUGUUAUUCCCUCCAAUUUCCAGAACAAUCCAUAAAGAGCUUUUUUUUAUUGUAGCAUGACACGUAUAGUAUGUGCAGCUGUAAAAUUUUAGUAGAACAUGGCGCCUAUAAAAUCAUGAGCCGAUUUUUUAACAGUA